Oldenlandia corymbosa var. corymbosa is the source of this 990-nucleotide messenger RNA. The record is from the annotation of a GenBank genome assembly. Lineage: Eukaryota; Viridiplantae; Streptophyta; Magnoliopsida; Gentianales; Rubiaceae.
AUGCUUACUGCUUCAGAAGGGCCUUUUCGACUUGGUUUCAGUAGCUUUCCUGAUCUGUCCAAGUACCGCAACGGAAGCAUUCAUUAUGAAUAUUGGUUGGAAGAUGAUGAUGAGACCCAACAUGGCCCUAUUUUGAGGUCAUUUAAAAGAGGAUCUCCGGGAUAUUGUCCAGAUGUGUGGUCUUACUCCAUAAAGGAGUUUCCCUUGAGGGAACUUGCUGUAAGACAUGGCAUUUCUCAGUACUGGGCUCUUCCAAUUUGCCAACUUGAUGGCUCUCCCCAGCUGCAGCAUUGUUUUGGAGUACUCGAAUGCGUAGCAGGGACAACCUCGUCUUCACUUGUAACGGCAUUUGAUAGGAUCUUUAAUGCGCUUACGCCUUUAGGCCUUACAUGUCCAGGUUCACAUCCCAACAAAUGCUACAAGCUUGAUAUACAAGACAAAGCUGAGACUUUCAAGACUCUUUUUGCGGACACAACUUUAGACGAUGUGAUUCAGCAAUGCGGUAAAAGACUUGAAGAUGCCGCAGCAGCACUUGUAGUAACUGGACCUACUCUGACAUGUGUACCAAAUACAUCUUCUGAGCCUGUAGAAGGUGAGUUUAAGGAAUCCGAGAUCAAAUGCUAUCCUAACAUCAAUUUGGCGGAACAAGAGGCUGUGGCCGGGAAUUCUGUUUCCACAGGUACUGCAAAGGGUACAAAUAUUCAAAGGGGUAAUAACGAGACAGAUGACAUUUACACAAUGAUUGUUAGGGCAACCUUCAAAGAGGAUACCGUAAAGUUUCCAAUCAGUAGUGACUCGGGGAUUGAAGACUUGCGCAGAGAAUUGGAUGAAAGCUUCGAACUAAUAGGUGAGAAGUUCAAAAUCAAGUACGUGGAAGAAGGUGGUUGGAUUAUGAAGGCUCGCAACAAAGAUUUACGGUAUCAUAUGGAUACUUUGAGAUCAUCAGGGAAAAAUGUAAUGAACCUGUCAGUUUUUCCUUCAACAUUGUGA